AUGCAUACGAACAAUAUCACCCCAUCAUGGAAGGGGAUUGCUGGCAUCUCCAGACUCGUAGUCUUCGGUGACUCAUAUUCUGACGUUGGCUAUCUUGCUUUGAUGUCGCCACACCCCACCGAAGUCCAGCCACUCGGGGUCGAGUUUCCCGGCGUCACCUGGACUGAGAGCGAUACAGCAAACUGGGUCGGUCACUUAAUUACCAACUAUUCCCCCCAUGGCCAGAUGCUGGUGUACGAUUAUGCCGUGGGAGGAGACACCGUAUCCGGCGUCCGAAUCCAGAUUCGCAACCGGUUCCUGCCUACAGCAGGGAGAAAGCCUGACUGGGCACCUUGGUCUUCAACAGACACACUUUUCAUCACUUGGGUGGGGAUCAACGAUUGCGGAGGCUCCGAUGAUGAGAUUAUCGGAAGCUCUUUGAAAGAACUUUUUAAAGAGCAGGAAGCACUGUAUGAGGCAGGCGCACGCAACUUUCUUCUCGUCGAUGUACCACCAAUUCACCUCUCGCCUAUCGGUCGUAUGCUGUCUAACAAGGAUGUAGGAAGCCAGAUAUACAGAACCUGGAAUGCUGAGUUGGACGUGCAAGCUGCGGCGUUCUCAACUGCCCACCCUGACGCGACUGUCCUGCAGUUCUCUUCCUGGGACACGUUCAACCGUGUGCUAGAUGAUCCGGUUGCUCAUGGAUUUGCAACUGAGGACGUCAGGAAAUCGGGUGGGGGCAUCUGGGUCGACCACCUCCAUCCGACCAGUCGGAUGCAUGACUGGAUCGCCAAGGACCUGGCUGAUUUCUUAGCUUCUCGAACCCCUACAAAGGAAUGA
This is a messenger RNA of Laetiporus sulphureus 93-53, 819 nucleotides long. Its product is annotated as carbohydrate esterase family 16 protein. The record is from RefSeq and is a predicted model, not a curated record. Gene Ontology annotation, molecular function: hydrolase activity, acting on ester bonds. The transcript is spliced from 5 exons. The coding region runs from base 1 to 819 and encodes 272 amino acids. NCBI's taxonomy places the organism in Eukaryota, Fungi, Basidiomycota, Agaricomycetes, Polyporales, Laetiporaceae.